This is a messenger RNA of Sphenostylis stenocarpa, 810 nucleotides long. NCBI's taxonomy places the organism in Eukaryota, Viridiplantae, Streptophyta, Magnoliopsida, Fabales, Fabaceae. The record is from the annotation of a GenBank genome assembly.
AUGCUCCCAGAAAUGAGAACAACAGCUAGUGCUUUAAAUGAGCCAGAUUUAGCAAAUUUUGAGGUAUUGAAACGCGGUCCAAGAGAUUUCAUAACCCUAAAAAUCGAACACAUGUUAAACGACGCUGGAGUUCAAACCAUUACAACACAACAAGAAGUUUCAUCAUCAUCAUCAUCACCAAGCAUUAUCCCUACUCAACUCACCAAACUCUGGGAUACCCUAUGGUUAAAGUACCUACAAUACCGACCUAAUUGGAUAGAAGAGAAACGUGGGAGUUUGAUGGUGGUGGCCACCGUAAUCGCGACCAUGACUUUUCAGUCAGCAAUAAGUCCACCAGGUGGGGUUUGGCAAGAAGACACAUCCUCUAGUGGACUCAACUGCACUUCUUAUGGCAUUUGUAAAGCAGGCACUGCAGUUUUGGCGUAUGAUUUUUCGCAUGAAGGGUUUGUAACAUUCAUGACCUUCAACACUAUCUCCUUCUUUUCUUCUCUUUUUGUGGUGUUGAUGCUCAUCAGCGGGAUUCGGCUUGACAACAAACCCAUGAUGUGGAUGUUGAUCAUUGCCUUGUUCUUGGCACUUUCUUCCAUGGGUCACACCUACGUUUCCGCGCAGCGAUUGGUGACACCCCAUCACAUUGCUCACACGGUUGAUACCACCACCAUGUCUUUUUCUACGGUUUGGAUAAUCAUCCUUGUGGUUGUGAUUUUGUUUCACUUUCUUCAUUUAGUCAUUUUCUGUGCAAAGAAGGUGCAAGGGAAGCUGUUAAAUAAUAGCUCCAACCAGUUACCGUUUUUCAGUGGAUCAGAUUGA